Messenger RNA from Cynara cardunculus var. scolymus (artichoke), 1077 nucleotides. Its product is annotated as protein enabled homolog. Bases 1 to 1077 code for a protein of 358 amino acids. Lineage: Eukaryota; Viridiplantae; Streptophyta; Magnoliopsida; Asterales; Asteraceae. The transcript is spliced from 3 exons. The record is from RefSeq and is a predicted model, not a curated record.
AUGAAGACGAGGGAGAUAAGGAGGGCAUACAGAUGUGUAUGUGAGGCACUAGAACCAGUGCCUCGAAACUCGGCACGCAUAGGAUCCAACCAAGAAGGUGAGGAAACAGAGGAGGCACAAAGGCCUCAGGCAGAGGAGGAAGAAGUGAGACAGGAGAAGGAAAGGGAGAAAAAGAGAAAGAGGGCAGAAGCAAGGAAGAUGAGAUUUGAAAAAGAGAGAGCAGAGAGAGCAAAACUAGAAGAAAUUGCUCGUUUGAAGGAAGAAGAGGAGAGAGCAGAUAGAGCAAGACAAGAAGAAAUUGCUCCAAAUGAAGGGGAAGACGCCCUUGAUGAUGAUGUGGGCGUAGCUGUUGAAUUCGAAGAAAAUGAAGAGGAUGAGGAGGAAGGAGGUGAUGUAGCUGCUCUGCCUCAGGGCGAGCCAGAGCAGCCUAGGACUGUGAAUAGGCACAUCUAUUUCCCUAGCCCAACUCCCAGUGCUACCACAUCAUCUAACUCUAGUGGUCGAGACAUAGAGAUCAUUGAACAAGAGACUCUUGACCAGUCUCCUAGUCCACUCGUGGAAGGUCCUCUUGCUGACUCUGAACCUGCCUUGGAACCCCUUCACGACGGAACAGCAGUAGUGCCCUCUCCCCCAAGAGAGACACAAGGAUCUGCUGGAAAUCCUUCCUCGACCACCAUCCCACAAGUCGAGACAGAAGGUGUCCUCGAAACAAAGAGUCACUCUGGUCCUUGUGUUGAGCCACAGGUUACCCCUACAACAUAUGUCACAAAGGACGAGUUCCAGUCCUUUGCCACCUCUGUGUUGUGCUCUUUGGAUGAGCUAAAAAUCAACAUGGCCCAUGUAGAGCCAUCUCCUUCUGCAUCUGCUUUGGAUGAAGUUCGAUCAUCCUUAGCAGUAUUGAGGGCUGAGUCUAUGACAAAUGCCUCUCGACUCGAUCGUUUACAAGAAUUGACGACAAACAAUGCAGAGACCCUGCAAAGGGUCCUUGCAUACAUUCAGAGGGAUGGAGCUUCCACUUCAUCUCAAGACGCUCAGGCACUCAUUCCUCUGAAUGUCCCUGUUGAUUAUGUCACCUAG